GCCUCCCAUUGCUGCUGCCAGGCCCGUAAUCUGCCAUGGGCCCCCGUACCGCCUCCUCAUGCUGCUGCCAGGCCCGUAAUCUGCCAUGGGCCCCCGUACCGCCUCCUAAUGCUGCUGCCAGGUCCAGAGUGUGUCAUGGGUCCCUGUACGGCCUCCCAUUGCUGCUGUCUCCAUCGCCACACUCUGCCAUGUGCCACUUUCAGGUCUCCUCACACUGCUGGUGGGUUCCAUUUUUGUCAUAGGGUGCUGUAUGGCCUCCCAUUGCUGCUGCCUCCACCGCCACACUGUGGCUCCACACUCUGGUUUUGGCCCCGUGACUGCCCAAAUGAGUAAAGUGUGCGGUGAUUCUAAGAUCGACGGCACUCAUCUGCAUGUCAUACUGACUGACAGUAUUAUUUCUCUUCCCCAGCAGACUCCAAGGGCAUUUAAAUUAAAGGUACAGUGUUCUGCACUAAUAUGA
Messenger RNA from Staurois parvus, 460 nucleotides. Lineage: Eukaryota; Metazoa; Chordata; Amphibia; Anura; Ranidae. The record is from the annotation of a GenBank genome assembly.